GAAGCCGUCGAACCAACAACAUGGAGUUGAGUGGAGGUAGAGUUGCACUGUUUGCAGUCGGAUUGUUGGCUGUAGUAAGUCCAGUGGUGACGAUCGGAGAAGAGGUACCUCGCCGGUUGGUGUGUCACUACACCACCUGGUCUCAAGGUAGGGCUGGCGAUGCGUCUUACCGGAUUGAGGACGUCCCGGGGGAUCUUUGCACGCAUGUGGUGUACAACUUUAUCGGAAUCGAUGAGGACACUUACGAGCUGCAGCCGUUGCAACGGGAGAUCGACAUCGUCCAGAACGGGUUCAGCCGGUUCGGGAAUUUGAAGAAAAAGUUUCCCCACUUGAGGACGUCGAUAGCCGUAGGGGGAUGGGCUCAUGGAGGAGCAAAGUUCAGCAGGAUGGCAGCCCGUCGAGCUCGCCGGCAAAAGUUUAUCCAUAGUGUGGUAAAUUUCUUGGAACAGUAUGAAAUUGACGGGUUGGAACUGGUGUGGCUUUAUCCGGGUAACCCAGAACGAGGUGGUGACGUGAACGAUAAGGACAACUUCAUCUACCUGGUCGAGGAGUUGGCUCGUGCAUUCCGGAAGGUCGCUAAGAACUGGGAAGUUACGAUUCAAGUUCCAGCGGACAAAUCCAGACUCCCUGUUGGAUAUGAAGUAGAUGCACUGUGCGAUGCUGCAGACUACGUCAACAUCAUCGGGUAUGAUAUGCGCGGUUGGUGGAACAACUUCGCGGACGUUCACAGCCCCAUGGAGGACCGACCUCACGAUACCGGCAGUUUCCGGGGAAUCAACGUGCAGGACGGAGUUCAGCAGUGGCUCUCCAAGGGAUGCCGUCCCAACAAAAUUGUUCUCGGAGUUCCCAUGCUGGGUCGGACUUACAUCCUGGCCAACGCCCAACAGAAUAGCAUCGGUUCACCAACAACUGGUCCCGGGCCUGCCGGACGGUACACUCACGAGGCCGGCUAUCUAAGUUACUUCGAGAUAUGUCUCAAGUUCAAAGCUCCUCGCUCAAACUGGCGUCAGCUGUGGGACGACGUAGGACUGUGUCCGUACGCGUACCAGGGCCGCGAGUGGAUCGGUUACGAGAACGAGCAAUCGCUGGAGAAGAAGGUUGAGUUUGUGAAGCAAAAGCAACUGGCUGGAGUUUAUGCGUUUUCGCUGGAUCUGGAUGACUACAGAGGGGACUGCGGAGGAGAGACUUAUCCAUUGACCCGAGAACUGUACAAGUACAUCAGUGAAACUAAGGAAGAGGAUGACAUCACAUCGGCGUUCAAUCGACCAAUACUCGAUCGGAAGUGAACAGCAAUAAAGCGUUGGCAAAAGAU
Messenger RNA from Culex quinquefasciatus (southern house mosquito), 1312 nucleotides. Its product is annotated as endochitinase. The transcript is spliced from 4 exons. The record is from RefSeq and is a predicted model, not a curated record. Gene Ontology annotation, molecular function: chitinase activity; chitin binding. Gene Ontology annotation, biological process: carbohydrate metabolic process; chitin catabolic process. The coding region runs from base 21 to 1286 and encodes 421 amino acids. Gene Ontology annotation, cellular component: extracellular region. Lineage: Eukaryota; Metazoa; Arthropoda; Insecta; Diptera; Culicidae.